GAAAGCGGAAAUCGACCAUUUCAUAUUUUUCAUCACUGCGUUGUUGUUCGUAUCCUGGUCAUUGGUCGAAAGCUUUUGAAGCUGAACGGCUGCAGUACAACGAAGCGCUACAUUAUUGGACAACAUGUCAUUCAGUUAUCAGACUAAAAGCUUAUAUUACGUCUUUUUCAUUCUCCAAGCCCUUUUGGCUGUCGUUUUGGCUCAAAAUGGUCAACUCGUUUUCCAAGAGGAUUUCAACACCUUAGAUCGUAAUCGCUGGCAACAUCUGAUCACUGCCUGGCGAGGGGGCAACAACGAAUUCCAGUAUUACACUAAUCGUACAGAAAACAGUUAUGUCAAAGAUGGAGUGCUUUUUAUAAAGCCGACAUUGACCGCCGAUCGUUUCGGUAACGACUUUCUUUACACGGGGACUUUGGAUUUGAAUAAGGAAGGAUGCAAUAUCAACUGGGAAAACGGAUGCUUCGCCCAGGCUGGAGCAGAAAUUAUCAAUCCAAUCCAAUCAGCGCGGAUCAUAACGAGUAAAUCAUUCAGCUUCACGUAUGGAACGGUGGAGGUCCGCGCAAAAAUGCCUCAAGGCGAUUGGAUUUGGCCAGCGAUUUGGAUGCUGCCAACGGACUCGGUCUACGGAAAUUGGCCCCGUUCUGGCGAGAUAGAUAUCGUGGAAGCUAGAGGAAACGCUGAUUUGACUUGCAAUGAUGGCCAAGGCAAGAUUGGGAAUAGCAAAAUGUACUCUACCCUGCACUGGGGUCCAGACGGAGCUAACAAUCAAUUCCAAAAGACAUCUUGGGCAAAAUUAUUAUCGAAUGGAACCUACUCAUCCGACUUUCACAUUUACCGUCUUGAAUGGCUUUCUACUGGUAUCACGUUUAAAGUAGACGGCCAGGUGGUAGGUUCUGUAUCUCCGCCAGCUGGUGGCUUCUGGCAGUUAUCCGGGCUGACUGGAACCAACCCAUGGGCUGCAGGAACAAAAAUGGCUCCCUUUGACAAAAAGUUCCACUUUAUUCUAAACGUUGCUGUUGGAGGUAAUUUCUUCCCGGAUGGCUGUGUGAAUGUUCCUUAUAACAAACCAUGGACACGAUCCAGCUCGACUCAGAUGCGUUCUUUCUGGGAAAGAAAGUGUGAAUGGUAUCCUACUUGGUACCGAACGUCUCGUGACGGUUCCGCCAUGCAAGUCGACUACAUUCGAGUUUGGAGUGCUUAACAUUAUAGCCAUUUUCGUCCGACAGUUGGCUGCUGGUCGGGGCCACCUUAUAUGAAGACGAAACUUGAAAUACAGCAGAGACAAAACCA
Molecule: messenger RNA, 1290 nt
Organism: Daphnia magna
Lineage: Eukaryota; Metazoa; Arthropoda; Branchiopoda; Diplostraca; Daphniidae
Product: beta-1,3-glucan-binding protein
Exons: 6
Coding region: 125-1201 (358 amino acids)
Biological process (GO): carbohydrate metabolic process
Molecular function (GO): hydrolase activity, hydrolyzing O-glycosyl compounds
Source: RefSeq, a predicted model, not a curated record